AUGCCUAACCCUCCUUCCCCGCCGUCACCGUUAGCUUCGGGGAAGAAAAGACCUCAUCCAUCCGAAACAUCUCCUAAAUCCGACCCCACCAUCAACGCCUCGCGUGACGCCCACCCCUCCGCCUCAACCGCCGUACCGUCCACCUCACCUGCUCUUUCUACGGCGCAUUCCACAGCUACUGUCGCAUCAUCUUCCUCUUCAUCCUUUCGAAAUGUAUCCGCUUGUAAUCGCUGUCGUCUGCGAAAGAACCGUUGUGACCAACGUCUCCCGCGAUGCCAGUCUUGUGAAAAAGCUGGUGUCCGCUGUGUCGGAUAUGACCCUAUCACUAAGCGCGAAAUACCGCGUAGCUACGUAUAUUUCUUGGAAACCCGUGUCGCCUACCUAGAAAAGGAGCUUGCGGAGCAUAAUAUCGAGUUUAAGAAAGCUGUGGCUUUUGACGAGGAAGACGCAGUGAAGACCGAGGUUGAUGGAGAUGCGGCGCAUUCCUCUUCCGGUCAUGAUGGACAAUCAAGCGAAUCUACAGAGAAGGGAGGGAAAUCGAAGAAUGCCGGUUCCAAGGAUGAAAACAAAUUGGAGCAAAGAGCAGAUGCAGAACAAGCGCAGGACAAGGACCAAGAUACUGCGAAUCAGGAAAAUUGGAGGAUACACAAUUUGGUCUCAAAUAUUGGUAUGGUUUCUGUGCAAGGAACAUCGGAUCCACGAUAUCUUGGCUCAACGUCGGGUAUUUCAUUCGCGAGAGUUGUCUUUGCUGCUGUUCGAAGCUCUCUUCCGGGUAACAUGCCGGAGCGCGCUCCCAUUCGCACAAGUGAGCGCUUGCCACAGACAGCUGCAGCUGGACCAGGUGGUGGCACGAUGCGUGAUUCAUUUUUCGGGUUACAAACUCGGCCGAUGAUGAAGCGAGCGGCGUUUCCGGAACGGGAACUUGCAGAACGACUGGUCGACUUGUAUUUCGAACAUGCCAAUCCUCAGAUGCCCAUUCUUCAUCGUGGUGAGUUUAUGGAGCUUCUUGAUCGUACGUAUCUACUCGAAGAGAAGAACCGAUCUCCGCGUGCGCUUUACGUGCUUAAUAUCGUGUUUGCUAUCGGUGCCGGCAUUAUUUUCGAUGAUAAACCCCAGAAUUCUGAGGAUGACAAUCGCGCGGGUCGUGACCGGGCAACCUCGACUACUAAGAGACCCAGACUCUCAAGUCAUCAGUACCAACCGGAGGAGUAUCAUGCAUCUGCAAUUCUGCACUUGGAAUCGUUCCUCGGAUCUUCUUCGAGUGAAGGCUUUGGUGGUUUGGAAGAACUCCAAGCAGUACUUCUGCUAGCUAGCUUUGCUUUGCUACGUCCGGUUGCACCAGGACUCUGGUACAUCGUUGGUGUCGCAAUGCGCUUGGCAGUAGACCUGGGUCUACACUAUGAGGAUGGUGUCGGACUCGAGUCUAGCAAGGACGGAAACCAGGUUCAACCGCGCAUAGAUGCUCGCGAACGAGGACGAAGAGAGUGGGUACGGGAUCUGCGCCGCCGACUUUGGUGGUGUGUGUACAGUUUUGAUCGACUUGUUGCCACCUGUGUUGGACGGCCAUUUGGUAUCAGUGACCAGGCUAUCAGCACAGAAUUCCCGUCCAUGAUAGAUGACAAGUAUAUUACCAAGUCCGGACUUUUGACUCCUCCCGAGGGUGCCCCAACGUAUAAACAUGUGGCUUUCCACUAUUUCAAACUUCGCGUCCUGCAAUCCGAGAUCCACGACGUUCUCCAAUACCAGCAAACUCGCGCCGUGCGAAGACGCGCAACAGACAGUUCCAUUAUCCUCCCCCAUGCUGAACUUACAUCGCCUUUCUUACAAGGCUUUGACUCUUUCCGAUCAUGGCGCCAUGAUGUCCAUCGUCGUUUAGUGGAAUGGCAAGAGAGCGCCCCAACACGUCCUGAUACGGGCGUCCGGUUCUCAAUUGAGCUCUUAGAGUUGAAUUAUUGGCAAGCUAUCAUCUUGCUGUAUCAGCAAAGCUUGGCAGUCCCUGCAGAAUUGGCUGGGGAAUUGACCCCGGCUGACGAUGUGUCUAGCCCUUCAUUUUCCAAUGUUGAUGAGGGCGACGAAGAGGAUCAAGUUUAUCUGAAUGUGGCUGAGGCUGGUCAGAAGGUCAUUCGUAUUUAUCGACAGCUACACCGAGUGAAGCUUGUUAAUUAUACCUAUCUUGCUACCCAUCAUAUAUUCAUGGCUGGAAUCUCAUUUUUGUACUCGAUCUGGUAUUCGCCAUUGGUUCGCAGUCGUCUGACCCUCGACGAGGUGGACUUUACUGUUCUUGCAGCCACGUCUGUUCUGGGUGAUCUGAUGCACAAAUGUCCUCCAGCCGAAGCGUGUCGGGAUGCCUUCGAACGAAUGAGCAAAGCCACUGUGCAGAUGUGUUUAUCGACCACCGGAUUCGGAUCCCAAGUUGACAUGAGCCGCAUCAACACUUCAUCAUCACACGCAUCUGGAUCUCUUCACUCAGGCCGACGCCAACCCACAGAUCCGCGACGAGCAAGCCAAGGUCAACCACGCCGACCAAUGCAAACACGGGCAUCACGACCCAUGCCCAAAUUUGAUAUGAACUUAGCCGAGCUCUUCAGCGAUAAUACGCCUCUUGCCGACCGGUCAAGACCAGAGAAUCGAACAGCAGGACACCCUUACCCCAUUCGACCCGAGCACGGAGACCCCAUAUCAGGCGGUCUAACAGGUGAUCGUCCGGGACGCCCGUUUGUGCAACGUACCCCAUCCAUGGAGUAUUAUCUCAAGUACGAGAACCCAACAUCGCCGCAACAUCCCCAGCAAUUCUUUUACCCUACCUCCCCGCAACAUAGUGGCUCUCCUGGCAGUGUAGCACCUAACGCUGCAAAUGGUCCUCAUGGCAUGCCGCCCACGGAUCCCGAAGGGCAACAGGGCAUCAGUCUUGACUUCCUGGAUUUUGGAUCAACAGAUCCAGAUAAUCAGACACUCGAGACUGAUCCUAAUGGUGAUUUCAAUAUGGCUAAUAUGCCUCCACUUGGACCUAACCUAGGCCAAAACGUGGGUAUUGAUCUUGGUUUUGGUAUGGCAAUGGAUUUCCAACAUGAUUGGAGUGAAAAUCCCAACUAUGAUCUUCUGGAGGGUUAUUUCUUUGGUGGUUCUGGACCAGGCGCAUCAGGUGGUGAACCCUGA
This is a messenger RNA of Penicillium malachiteum, 3156 nucleotides long. RefSeq names its product Zn(II)2Cys6 transcription factor. Lineage: Eukaryota; Fungi; Ascomycota; Eurotiomycetes; Eurotiales; Aspergillaceae. The record is from RefSeq and is a predicted model, not a curated record. Gene Ontology annotation, molecular function: DNA-binding transcription factor activity, RNA polymerase II-specific; sequence-specific DNA binding; zinc ion binding. The coding region runs from base 1 to 3156 and encodes 1051 amino acids. Gene Ontology annotation, biological process: positive regulation of transcription by RNA polymerase II; DNA-templated transcription. The transcript has 3 exons.